Molecule: messenger RNA, 1469 nt
Organism: Juglans regia (Persian walnut)
Lineage: Eukaryota; Viridiplantae; Streptophyta; Magnoliopsida; Fagales; Juglandaceae
Exons: 1
Coding region: 128-1309 (393 amino acids)
Biological process (GO): response to photooxidative stress; photosystem I assembly
Cellular component (GO): chloroplast thylakoid membrane
Source: RefSeq, a predicted model, not a curated record
AGAACGUGGAAAUCACUAUCAAGAAGUUGAUGAAUAUGCUGAGCACGUCCUAACUUACCCACGAGUCUUCUUCCUCCUUUAAGUAGUCCAGUCCGUCAAUUCUGCUUCACAAUCUGCAUCUUUCACCAUGGCGCUUCCAACUUCAGAUGCAGUUCUUCCCAUCUCAAAACACUGCUCCCAACAAGCACGUGACAUUUACAAUGGAGUUGGAGUUGAAGUUGAAGUUGACGUCCAUGUCCAUGUGACAGCUGAACGUGAGGAAUUCUACAAGGAAGUUCAGGUAGAGUACUCGGAUUUUCAUCCUGAUCUUCCCUAUGAGUUCGAGUUCUUGCCUGUGGAGAAACCCAAACUUUUGGUUGAAAAGGAGAGCAUGCAGAAGGAAAAGCAGAUUUUGGUGGAUCCUAUUUCCUUGAAAGGAUCAUCGUUUAAAAAGGCGAGCUUUAAUAUGAUGUCGCUUCCGCCACCUCUACCACCUGCAAAAUCCAAGUUCUUAAGCUUCAGCCUCCCAAACUCAGCCAACUCCUCUCCUCGAUUCAGCUCAAUUUUUAAGAAGAAAUUAAGGAAUGAAACCAAAGAAAAUCCUCGAAAAGUCAGUAAUCUGGCUCGCCAGCACUCUGCAGCGGACAAUCAUCUGACGCUGCAAAGAGAGGUGAAUUUACGACGGAGCAAAUCCUGCGCGGAUGGAAGAACACACACCCCAUCAGACGAUUUGGAUUUUUGGCUUAUAAAACCAGAUGUUUCUGAAUAUGAUAACAGGUACUACGCCAGCAUUUCCAAGACUACUGAAUCUAGCAAAGAUAUUAACAUGAAGAUGAAGGUGAGGUGCAUGGAUGCUGGUGAUAAGGAGUUUAAAUGUGGUGCCAUGUGCCUGUUCUUGCCAGGCUUUAGCAAGGUAAAGCCAGUAAGAGCAAGAAAGGUAGAAACAGAGAAUGAAAAUGUGAUAUCCAGGACAGUUUCCUUGGAAAAAUUCGAAUGUGGGUCUUGGGCUUCAUCAGCAGUAACACACGACCCUGAUGAUGACUCCAAGAAUCUCUACUUUGAUCUGCCAUUGGAGUUAAUCCGAGCUAACGUCAAUGAUGCACAUUCACCAGUUACAGCAGCAUUCAUAUUUGAUAAAGAUCAGAAAGGGAUUCUCAAGAAUAGUUCGACAAGAGCAGCAGCCAAGAAAUCAGAUGAAUCACCGCGCCAUGUUCGUUUUUCUACGUCAUCCCCUAAAUCACACCCAACCUCACCAGCUUCUUGCAUUACACCUCGUUUGCGCAAGGCCAGGGAGGAAUUCAAUGCCUUCUUGGAAGCACAGGGUGCUUGAAAUGUCUUGAAUCAUCAUUAUCUACGCUGUUUGUGCAUACGAAAGUAUCAGGCGCCCAUUUUUUUCGUUAGCCCAUGACUGUCAGAAGUUAAUACAUAGGAGGCCCCGAUUUUCUUUUUCUUUCCUUUGUAGUGUAUUUUAUACUUUUGUCUUUGUUGUG